CUAGCAAAAGUCUGCCGGACAGUUGUUGCUAAAUGCUCUAUUUUGCCAUUAAUUAAAUGUGGAUGUGAGUUGUUUUUUGCAAGCAGGCAGAGUCUGCGCGAAUUAUGUAGGCACGUGAUUCUAUUGUCCAAUAGCGUGCGACUCUGAUCACAACUUUUGUUAUGUUGUAUUCGAGCACGAGAGGCGUAGUGGUCCAUCAGACGUUUCAGAACGCUUUGUUAUCUGGCUUUGCAGCCGAUGGAGGACUGAUGUUGCCAGAUACCAUCCCAUCUGUUGACCAUUCGACUCUAGUCUCCUGGAGCUCUCUUUCGUACGUCGAGUUGUGCAAAAGGCUCAUAUCACUGUUUACAACAGUAGACGAGAUACCGAGAGAGACGUUGUACGAAUUUAUUGAUUCGAGUUUUGUCGAGUUUGAUUUGUCAGAAGUGGUUUGUGUUGUCGAUGUGGGAGAGCUGAAAAUUGCCGAGCUGUGGCAUGGACCGACUGGCUCGUUCAAAGACAUCGCAUUGGGGUUGGUAGGAAAACUGCUGAAUUAUUUUCUCGCAAAACGAGGAGAAUGUGCCACAGUCUUGGUGUCCACAGCAGGAAAUACGGGUGGUGCUGUUGCCCAUUGUCUAGCCGGUUCAACUUGUGCAAAUGUUAUCAUGCUGUAUCCAAAAGACAGAGUCGAUCGAGUGCAAGAACUGCAGAUGGGUACCGUUGCUGCAGAGAAUGUAACUGUGUAUGCAACAAGAGAGUCGUCAGUAGAAGACAAUGAUGCUGUAUUGAAACGACUGUUUGACGACCGACAAUUGGUUGAACGCCAUAAUUUAAUGGGCUUGAAUUCGGUCAAUAUCGGCCGCAUCCUCAUGCAGGUCGUUCAUUUUUUCUCCUGUUAUUUCAAAGUUUGUAAAGAGAUUGGAAGCGAAGUCGUGUUUAGUGUUCCAACAGGAGGAUGCGGCAAUCUAGCAGCCGGUGUAAUUGCUCGCCUGAUGGGCAUUCCGAUAAAAUUUAUCGUUGGUGUGAAUCACAACGAUGUCAUUCAUCGAAUGAUCCAAACGGGUACAAUUCAGCAACCACGCGAGAUACUGCCUUCGUUUGCGAGUGCUAUUGAAACUGGAUCACCGAGCAACAUGGAACGAAUACUCGCAUUACUGACAAACAGUGCAGAGUUAAUAGCCGAGCAGAUGUCAGAUUGGAAAUCGAAGUCAAAGAUGGAGUUGACGUCGUUUCAGUUGGCUGCUCUUCAAAAAAUUAUGUGGAGCUCGUCAGUGUCUGAACGAGAGAUACUCUGUGUAAUUAACAAAGUUAAGACACGAUAUGAUUAUGAUGUUUGCCCUCAGACUGCUGUGGCUAUCUCUGCAGCUCGGAAAUUCACCGAUGAGAGACGAAAAGGAGUACUCGACUUUGUAACACAAGCUCCUAUUGUCUGCUUGUCUACGGCUACUCUUGGUAAGUAUACUGCAGUAGCAGCGAAAGCUGGAGUUGUUGCUCCGUGUUUUUUGGCUGUCGCUGCACUGCAGGAUCAUCCAAUGAAAUCGAUUUUGCUUCAAGAAGGUGAAGACUGGGAAGCAGUAAUUCGAUGUCAAAUUGCUCGUUUGAGAAAGUGUUGAAUAUUACACACAUGUCAAGAUUUUUUGUAUAAUAAUUAGUGUAUGUUAUUAAUUUAUUUAUUCAGCGUAAUUUUGUUGCCUCCAGGACUUCUCUGUUUUUGUUUUUAUCUGACCAGUGCGCACGUGACUAGACUAUCGGUCACGUGUCUAGUCCUGCAACAUUUUUUAUUGGUUUUUCUUUUCUUCAGGUAGUUACUAAAAUAUUGUACAUUGAUAGCGGG
Molecule: messenger RNA, 1813 nt
Organism: Corticium candelabrum
Lineage: Eukaryota; Metazoa; Porifera; Homoscleromorpha; Homosclerophorida; Plakinidae
Product: threonine synthase-like 2
Exons: 2
Coding region: 162-1592 (476 amino acids)
Biological process (GO): dephosphorylation; 2-oxobutyrate biosynthetic process
Molecular function (GO): pyridoxal phosphate binding
Source: RefSeq, a predicted model, not a curated record